CAGCAGCGGUCACAUGACCUGGACUGGUGACUUCCGGAGGCUUGGAUGUUUUUCUUCAGAAGAGAGAGAGGAAAAUAGCGUUUUGUUUUAAAUGCCAGCGACCUGUCUUUAUAGCAGGCAUUUAUAUUCAAAACAGAACAGAAAAGCCCUACAUUUUUAAAUCAUCCGGGGACAUUAUUAUUACUGAAACUGACACACGUUAAACCGGAGGAGGGGCGACUUGACAGGCUAAACCUUGACAUUUCCCGGCCGGAGGUAUCUUUUUGAAAAUAAAAGAAGCAAACGCAGAGUCUCAAACGACGGCGACUGUUCAGUUCAAAGACGUAGUCUUGUUUAUCCUUCUUGUAUAGAGGUUUGGAAGUUAGCGGCAAAUGCUGGCUGCUAUACAUUAGCUCGAAUUUCUGACGCACUUAAACAUCAACAUGUCAAAGUACACGAGUUUUCCGGAGCCGCUGGACGACCACAACCCUUUCCAGGAUCCUGCAGUGACCCAACACAGCAGCAACACAGGUUAUGCCACCCUGGACCUUUAUAAUCCAUUUGAAAGCACAACAGCGCCUCCACCACCAUACGAUGCCACUUCGCCCUCGGCUCCCGCUGCGCCUGCGCCUGCGCAGACUCCCCCCAGCAGGACGACACCUACUGAACCUCGCAAUUACGGCUCAUAUGAGUCCCAGACUGCGGUAAACGCGACUACGGCGGAGCUCCUGAGGAAACAGGAAGAGCUGGAGAAGAAAGCCAAAGAUCUGGAGAGGAGAGAGAGGGAGCUGGAGUCACACGGUCUGGGACCUGGAGCAGCUCGCCAAAACAAUUGGCCCCCGCUGCCCUCCUUCUGCCCCGUGGGCCCCUGCUUCUACCAGGACAUCAGUGUGGAGAUCAACCAGCGUUUCCAGCGUAUCGUCACCAUCAUGUACUACUUCUGGAUGUUGGGCACCGGCACGCUCCUCUUCAACCUCAUCUCCUCUCUGGCCAUGUUCUGCGUGGACCCCUCUGGUAGCGGUGUGGGCCUGGGUCUGGCCAUCUUGUGGGCGCUCCUCUUCGCUCCCUGCUCCUUUGUCUGUUGGUACCGACCAAUAUAUAAAGCCUUCAGGAGUGACAGCUCCUUCAACUUUUUCGUCUUCUUUUUUAUUUUCUUCGCUCAAGUCGUCGUCUACGUCAUCAUGACUAUCGGCAUCCCUGGAUGGGGUUUCAGUGGUUGGAUCGUGAGCCUGGCUGCUCUGAAUCAAAACGUCGGCGUCGGUGUCAUCAUGAUGAUAAACGCCGUCUUCUUUACUGGCCAGGCCGCCAUGGGAGUUGUCAUGCUGAAGAGGGUCCACAGUCUGUACAGGCAGACCGAUGCCAGCUUCCAGAAGGCCCAGGCUGAGUUCGCCACCGGAGUCAUGUCCAACCAGGCCGUACGCCAGGCCACGUUCAACGCCGCCCAGGGGGCCUUCACCGCUCCUAAAUAGAGAGAAGAGAGAGAGAGAGAGAGAGAGAGACGCAGGGUUUGAUUGACGGAGGAACAGUUUUCUGCCCAAACCAGGAUUAGAGAGUGAUGGACAGGGUCAGUGUUAUUUCUAAUGAACCACUCGCACUUGCAUGAAACAGAGGUGGUUACAGAACAGGACUUAGGCUGUUACUGGGAGAAGCAGGAAACUGAGAUGAAAUAAAGUUGCUGUAUGACGUUUGUGGCUGUCGUCUGUAAGUGUGACUGAAUGUCUUGGGUUUUUUUUUUUUUUUUGGUUUUUUACGUAUCAGAAGCCAAAAGUGUGUGCCAAGUUGGGUAGUAUUGCUCGUACAUAUUUACCAAGACUGGGAUGUGCAUCAUGUUUACAGAGAGUCGUGUAUGUAGAGAGAACCAGUCUUUGAAGUGAACACUGAAAUGAUGCCAUUCUAACGUUUGGUCCAGGUCUUCACUGGACCAAACGGCUUUAGCUUCAGCUCCACUGCUGCUUUUCAUGUCGACUGAUUGUAAAAACUAACACAUAGUUUUUGUUGUAAUUCCAGCCUGGCUGUUCACUGUAAUGCCAAAUACUCCUCAUCCUGUCGGAAUUAUGACCAUGAGUUGUUUGAGUUGCCGUUUACUUGUCACUCAUCUGUUCUUGUCAAUUCUAGUUUUGACGAUAAUCACUGUUCACUGUCUGGGUUUAACUGAAUAAAGUGUCUUGCUUACACAGUUA
Molecule: messenger RNA, 2159 nt
Organism: Cynoglossus semilaevis (tongue sole)
Lineage: Eukaryota; Metazoa; Chordata; Actinopteri; Pleuronectiformes; Cynoglossidae
Gene: scamp3
Product: secretory carrier membrane protein 3
Exons: 9
Coding region: 423-1448 (341 amino acids)
Biological process (GO): protein transport
Cellular component (GO): recycling endosome membrane; trans-Golgi network membrane
Source: RefSeq, a predicted model, not a curated record